Messenger RNA from Ochotona princeps (American pika), 2120 nucleotides. It is a transcript of the gene EDA, whose product is annotated as ectodysplasin A. Gene Ontology annotation, molecular function: death receptor binding; tumor necrosis factor receptor binding; death receptor agonist activity. The record is from RefSeq and is a predicted model, not a curated record. Bases 296 to 1462 code for a protein of 388 amino acids. NCBI's taxonomy places the organism in Eukaryota, Metazoa, Chordata, Mammalia, Lagomorpha, Ochotonidae. Gene Ontology annotation, cellular component: membrane. Gene Ontology annotation, biological process: immune response; animal organ development. The transcript has 8 exons.
GCGUCCCGGCAGCCCCUAGAGGGAUGAGGCGGGGUCGGUCGGGCCCUCCUCCCUCAUUCCCUCGGCGGGCAGAGCAGCCCCCUCUCCUGCCCCUCCUCCUCCCUUUCCCACCCCUCGGAGUGGAGCUGCACAUGCGGCUGCUCCCUGCUCCGUCCCGCCCAGCCACCGUCGUGCAGGAACGGGUCCCUGCAGCCCCCAGCCGAUGGCAGGACAGUAGCCGCCUGUCAGGGGUCGUGAAGCGCUGAGGCGGACGCGGCGGUUCCCGGGCCUCAGAGAGUAGGUGUCUCCGGAGGCCAUGGGUUACCCCGAGGUAGAGCGCAGGGAACCCCUGCCCGCGGCAGCGCCACGGGAACGGGGGAGCCAGGGCUGCGGCUGUCGCGGGGCCCCUGCCCGGGCAGGCGAAGGGAACAGCUGCCGGCUCUUCCUGGGUUUCUUUGGCCUCUCGCUGGCCCUCCACCUGCUGACGUUGUGCUGCUACCUAGAGUUGCGCUCCGAGUUGCGGCGGGAACGCGGAGCUGAGUCCCGCCUUGGCGGCCCGGGCACCUCUGGCACCCUGAGCAACCCCGGUGGCCUCGACCCCGACGCUCCCAUCACCCGCCACCUCGGGCGGCCGUCCCCUCAGCAGCAGCCGUUGGAACCGGGCGAAACCACACUCUCCCCUGACUCCCAGGACGGGCACCAGAUGGCCUUAUUGAAUUUCUUCUUCCCUGAUGAAAAGUCAUACUCUGGAGAGGAAAGUAGGCGUGUUCGCCGUAAUAAAAGAAGCAAAAGCAGUGAAGGAGCAGAUGGUCCAGUUAAAAACAAGAAAAAGGGAAAGAAGGCAGGGCCCCCUGGGCCCAAUGGCCCUCCAGGACCACCAGGACCACCAGGACCCCAGGGGCCCCCAGGGAUCCCAGGGAUUCCAGGGAUUCCAGGAACAACUGUCAUGGGACCACCCGGUCCUCCAGGUCCCCCUGGGCCCCAAGGACCUCCUGGCCUCCAGGGACCUUCUGGUGCUGCUGAUAAAGCUGGAACUCGAGAAAACCAGCCAGCUGUGGUGCAUCUACAGGGCCAAGGGUCGGCCAUCCAAGUCAAGAAUGAUCUUUCAGGUGGAGUGCUCAAUGACUGGUCUCGCAUCACCAUGAACCCCAAGGUGUUUAAGCUACAUCCCCGCAGCGGGGAGCUGGAGGUACUGGUGGACGGCACCUACUUCAUCUAUAGUCAGGUAGAAGUAUACUACAUCAACUUCACUGACUUUGCCAGCUAUGAGGUGGUGGUGGAUGAGAAGCCCUUCCUGCAGUGUACCCGUAGCAUCGAGACAGGCAAGACCAACUACAACACUUGCUAUACGGCAGGCGUCUGCCUCCUCAAAGCCCGGCAGAAGAUCGCCGUGAAGAUGGUGCACGCUGACAUCUCUAUCAAUAUGAGCAAGCACACCACCUUUUUUGGGGCCAUCAGGCUGGGCGAAGCCCCUGCCUCGUAGAUUUCCCCCAUCUUGCCCCUGCCCGUGCCCCUGCCCCAGGUGGAGGAGCCGGGACUCCCAGAACCUCUUAAGUGCUGCUGUGGCAUUGCAGUCUCAGAGAGAAGGGCCCCAGUGCUAUUUAUUCCCCAGUGACUCCAGGAUGACAAGGCUGCUUGACUUGCCAGCGUGACCUUGAGCUAACAAGACGCUGGAUGGAGACACAGGGUUUCCAGAAAAGACAACUUUCUCCUUUGGCUCCUCGUUGAAUGGUUCAUGGCCCGACUCUUCUGCCCUAAGAUCCCUGUUGUCAGAGCUGUCAUUGGUUGCACUAAGAAUCAUGGGCAGCAGGCCAGAGAAAGCAAAUGCAUACUCCAGACUCUGCCCGGGGUGACCUCAGACCCCAGGGAGCUGAUGCUCUUCCUCUGGCAGGGGAUGGAGGUGAGGUGGCACAGGAAGCCAGUGUUGUAGCCUAAGGAGCGGGCCUGGGAGGGAAGAGGCAGGUGUUUACUACAGAGAUGGAGGAAGAAACCUGCCAAGGGGCCAUCCCUCCAUGCUGGGAGCUUUCCUGCUGCUCCCUGUUGUGGCCUGCAAGAGAGCUGAAGAACCCUUCGCCGUCAGGCUGAGGGCCCCACUAUGACAGCCUGAUGGGCUCUGGAGAUGGGAAGUCUCGCUACCUUGG